Molecule: messenger RNA, 2581 nt
Organism: Stegostoma tigrinum
Lineage: Eukaryota; Metazoa; Chordata; Chondrichthyes; Orectolobiformes; Stegostomatidae
Product: hatching enzyme 1.2-like
Exons: 12
Coding region: 131-877 (248 amino acids)
Biological process (GO): proteolysis
Molecular function (GO): zinc ion binding; metalloendopeptidase activity
Source: RefSeq, a predicted model, not a curated record
UGUAACUAACGGAAAUUGCAGCUCCAUCAGAGGUAAACAGUUCAAUGAUGUCCACAGAGCAAGGUUCGUAUCUUAUAUUUUCAACACAAUAUGGACAGACUCUGAAGAGCUGGAUAUAGUUAGCAGAAUAAUGAAAAUUAAUAAACAUCUGGGGAAGCAGUAUACAGGUGGAGAUAUCAAUGUUGACAUUACCAGAGCUGCUAAAUUAUGCCAAGGAAAUGACAACCUUUGUUUAUGGACAAUCUCAAAAGAUGGCAAUGUUUAUAUACCUUACAUUUUCAAAGCAAACUUUGAUAAACAGCAGCAGAGAGUCAUAAUUGCUUCUUUAAUGCAAUUCAACAUUUUGACAUGCAUCAGAUUUAUACACAGAACAAAUCAGGAUGAGUACCUUGAGUUCACUAAUGGAGACGGAUGUUGGUCAUAUAUAGGACCAAGGAAGGGAAAGCCACAAGAAAUAUCACUCUCUGCAAGUGGUUGUGUACAUGUUGGUAUAAUACAACAUGAAGUGAUGCAUGCACUUGGUUUUCAUCAUGAGCAUACCAGAAAUGAUCGUGAUAAAUAUAUUGAUAUCAUAAUAAAUAAUAUUGAACCAGGUAGUUAUGGCAAUUUUAAAAUAAAACCGUCUAACAACUUGGGAGCACCAUAUGAUUAUGGAUCAAUUAUGCAUUAUGGAAGGUAUGUUUUUUCGAAAGGUCAUGGUUUUCCCACCAUUCUGCCCAAACCAAAUCGAACGGUACCGAUUGGACAAAUAAGAGGACUGUCUGAAUUAGAUAUUAUAAAGAUAAACAGACUGUAUAAUUGCAGUUCUCUUGCAGUUCAAAUAUUUUCAUGUUCAAGAAUUCUUAGGCUGCAUUCGUUCACAUGUAAGGAUUUAUGAUGGUGCUACAACAAACUCACCAAUUAUUAAGGGACCAAUUUGUGGCCAAAUAGCUCCAGCAGUGAUCUCUAAAUCCCCAACAUUGCUACUUGUAUUUUUAUCGAAUGGCAUAAAAGAAACACUGGGAUUUAUUGCUUUGUAUCAAUUCGUUCAAUGUGGGACUAUGAUAUUUACUUCUGAUGUAAAACAUGGCAUAAUUGAAUUCAAAGGUUCCUCAAAAACAGAAGAUGAGUCAAACUGUUUUUGGAUUGUCCAGUCAGAAAGCUCACAUGAGAUAAUACUUAACAUUACUCUCUACAACUUUGAAACAUCUCUCAAGUGUACAAGAGCUUAUUUGCAAAUUCAUGAUGUUUCUAAAGCUCCUCCUGAAAAUAAAGGGAAGUUCUGUGGUGCAGAAGCAGUGCCUGUGGUUGAGGGUCAUUCCCUUCUGUUAGAAUUCAAACAUCCUGGGACAGAGAAUCAGUCUGGAUUUAAAGUUGGCUACAAAUCUUUGUCACAAUCGAAGAAACAAAGAGAUGCGGUUUCUAUUCAGCAAAGUCAAUUCAAUGCAUUUAUACUGACAUUGUGUACAUUGCUGAUUUACUUGUUUAUAAUGUAAUUUAUGCAGAACAGUCAGAAGCUGCUUUUGUUUUAAUCUUUGCACAUUGAUGUCCAUUGGAUGGAAAAUGAUUUUCAGAUAAUUUGGAGCUCAUUGGUCAUUUGAAAUGUUUUGAAAGAUUUUACACAAACUUAAUCAAAAUAUUGAAUGUGAACUUUUGCCACACUAAGUAGAGUCCUAUGCUUAAAUGGACAUAUGGAAGUAGUUUACAGAGUCGUAAAAUGCUGCAGUUAAAGAAGUAUAGAAAUUAUUUCAAAAUUUCAGUGAAAAUUUGUUAAUGUCAAAUAGGUAAUGUACCUUUAAACAAUUCCAACUUUGUGAAAAUUGUAUAUAUUACUGAGGAAUAUUGCUUGAUUUGAUUAGAUGGCCCUUGCCUUAAGCAUUCAGAAAUGAAAUUCAUCUUCGCUCAUUGUGCAAAGCACGCUCAUAGCAAGUUACCAGCGCAUUUUAAACAGUGCCACGUUUGUUGUAAUUUGUUGCACAGGAAACAGACCUCAGACAGUCAGUGUAUCACUAUUUAUAUGUUUAGCAUUAGUGGCAAACACAAAUUUCACGUCCACAUUUUUCCCAUAUCCCUUAAGACCAUAAGACAUAGGAGUGGAAGGAAGGCCAUACGGCCCAUCGAGUCCACUCCGCCAUUUAAUCGUGGCUGAUAGGCAUUUCAACUCCACUUCCCUGCACUCUCCCCGUAGCCCUUGAUCUGUAGAUCAAUUAUUUCUCUUUUCACUCAAAGAACUUCUUUUAAAAUAUUUUGAUCUGCACAGACAGAAUCAAUCCUUUUAAAAAGAAAUUGCAGAAAUGUCAAUACUUUAUUUGAAUGCAAUAGUCAUAACUUUGUAGAGGCUAUAUCUGCAGUAACUAAAUAACAAUAGCCAUAAAAAUUUGAUUUUGGCUCCAGGACAAACUUUACAAUAACCUCGAGGACAAUAACAUGAUUUGUUCACAAGUGUUUUGCUGGUUGUUAGUUUUCAACUGAACUCUAAGUUAACAAUAAAAUAAAUUACCCAAUGCUUGUUUUUUCACUCAGGUCCAACAACAUUUUCACUGGCUCAAAAUUUAUGGUUUAUUCAUUUCAGUCAUGUGGCAUGUUAAAUUCUGAAAGUAAA